Messenger RNA from Scophthalmus maximus (turbot), 8591 nucleotides. Its product is annotated as immunoglobulin superfamily member 22-like. The transcript is spliced from 30 exons. Gene Ontology annotation, molecular function: protein binding. Lineage: Eukaryota; Metazoa; Chordata; Actinopteri; Pleuronectiformes; Scophthalmidae. The record is from RefSeq and is a predicted model, not a curated record. The coding region runs from base 4015 to 8064 and encodes 1349 amino acids.
CGCGGAGUGGGGUGUAAUUUAAACGAUGCCUUCCCGUCCCGUCGGAGAAACGUGACACGGAGCUGCGUCUAUUGUGACCCGCGGCUGGAAGCUGACACUCUCUGUGGCUCUUUCGGAUGGAGCGCGCUUUGGGUUUUUUCUCCCCCGGUAGAAGGAAGGAGGGGCGAUCAGCUGUCAUCCUCCCCCUGCUGCUGCUGCUGCUGCUCCUCCUCCUCGCACUCGGCUGCCAGGUUCGACGCCGCGCCGCGACGGGCGGACGUUGGAAAGGUGUAGAUGGAGAACCGCGGUGGCUCCAUGGCGACGGAGGGGUUGUUAGGUAGAGAAAUGCCCGGAUGCGACUUUACAACUGGAAGGGUCCGCCGAGCGGAUGAUUGCUCCCAUGUGCUCGAUCGAGGCUCACGGCAGGUGCAUCGUUUUUUUUUUUGUUUGUUUUCCUGUAUCCAAUUCUCCCCCUGAAGUGCCCGAGUGUCCGAGAUACGAUCUCAAACAGACAAAAAAAAGGACCAGCAAAUCCGGAUGAAAACAGAAUCUACAGACACCGAUAACGUGUUUGCUGCUGCCCCGUGUUGUUAUUCUGUCAUGAGCUCUCUCUCCCGGUUAAAACGCCGCGAUAGCAUCGUCCGAACUCGCUCGUCACCGCGCGCAGGGAGAAGGAGGAGGAGGAGGAACAGACGGCUGAGCUCCAGCAGAAGAAGAAGAAGAAGGCGUCUCGGCGGCGAGCUGCGACGGAGCCGGGGGAGAACAUGUUUUGGGUUUUUUUAGCUACAAUGGAGCACGCAUAAAGAGAGUAUCCUCCUCUCGCUGCACACAGCGCGGUACAUUAAUUUCCCCAUCCUGAAAUCACCAAAACAACAGCAAGAGCGCUCGGCUGCCCCCCUCUGGUCAAAGACAGAAGAGCAAUGACUACAUCAAGUGAGCCUUCAGUAACCUCGUCGUUAAAGCAAGAAAACAUUUGGCACCAGGGUCCAUGCCCCCCGGGGGAUCCCGGCGUUUGAAUCCAGGGGGGAGUCGGUGUGCGGAGGAAUGAUAUGGACAGAGAGAGGGUGUUCAAGGUGGGGGCUGGGUGGAGGUAGAGGAGCUGCAGCCUGAUGGGGUCUUGCAGAGACGCUGCCCACAGGGGAGGAGUGAACGCUCAGCUGUCUGAGACAGGUGUCAAAGGGCGGGGCACUGAGGUUGUGAUACCGCCGAGCACAGCCGAGGGGCAAAGGCACCGCUGAGGACUCAGUAUGCAGAGGGCAUCAGCGCAGAGGCGCGACGGUGUUUGCAUUUUGAAUAGAUAAGAUGUGAUUGCAGACAAGAAAGAGACGAGAAACUGGCCUCUUCAUCGAGGCUGCCACAGUUUUAAUCAGCAAUUCAUCUGAUUCAAGACACGCAAGCUUCCCAAACUUUCCCUCCUGUGACUAAUCCAACAGCUGCUUGUCUUUCUCGGUCCAUCUCUGCCCGUGUCUCCGUCCCCUCCGCCUUCCUCUCCUUCAACGUCCUGCAGACCUCUAACCUUCCUUCUUUUCUUUUUUUUCUUCUGGGCAGCACAGCAACCUGCAGGCUCUGAUGAGAAGUCUGAGCUAAAAUGUCACAGGGAUUAAGGGGGUUUUGCCUCCUGCAUCCCACCAGAUCAGUUAUGGCUGCCCCUCCUCCCCGAAACAGGUGCGGAGCGGCAUUUUCUCUCUCAGUUCCUCUGUGCCCUUAUUGAAUUUUCCUUCUGGGGAAAUAACAUUCCUCCGUGUUUACGGAUGAGUAAGGAGGGAAACAGGAGUCGGGGAGAGGCGAGGGCAAGGGAUGAAGAGGAAUGAGGAGGAGAGCAGAUUGGAGAUGAAGAGAGAUAAACCGAGGGGAGCACGGAUCAGGGGAGAGGAGAAGAUUCUUCAGGAAGAGAAAAAAGUGUUUCUACAGUUUUGUACAGUGGGACUAUGCCUCGAAUUCGAUUGUAAUGGUAGAAGUGUUUAAAAAGUUAUAGUUUCAUAUGGUAAAAGUCGAAUUUAAUAAUUUCUCCUUCCAGACACACACACACACACACACACACACUUUUCUGCAGCUGUUUCUUCAAUAAUACAGUUAGACAGAUAUGAAAAUUGGAUGUCUCCGGAGAUGUCGAGGGGUUUUACAUCACGUAGUUUCAGCUGCUGCCAUACAGAAUAUAACAUAUUAUGCAGGGUUCUCUUUCUGUCUGCGCAAAGUUAAGAGUAAGGAGCCCAAUCACCCACAUGGGUGACCCUGCCCAUCUGCAGCAAAGGACACAUCAGACCUUGUCAGUGGUGUUGUGCUCUGUUAUCGUGAGCAGAUAAAGUGUCUAAACACAGUAACGGUACAAAAAGUGUUCUCAGUUAAAAAGUGUUUUUGUUCUGAGGAGACUGUCCCGACGAAGUGGGCAUCAUCGGAAGACAGAGUGACUUUUGUCGACAAGCCUCGACAGCCUCUUUCUCCAAGCAGCGAUUGGGUUCGUCGCAGGGCCAGCGAGAAAGCUCAGACAUCUGAGACCAACCGUUGUAGUGUGUCACGGGUGUGUCCGUCAUCGAGAUCGAAUGUCCAUGCUUGGCCUCAUUCUCAGAUUCAACAAAUGACGGGAAAGAGCAAAAAAAGAAAAAUCCAUCCAAGUCAUUCAUUGUUCUGUGCCGUGGGUGUAAAUGUGCCAAGACAGAAAUCUAGGUCAUUUCUCCAUCAUUAGUAUGCCAGCCAGGUGUUGCGCAAAGAGGAUUAAAGGGAAGUAAUGCCAACGGGGCUCUCUAUGUCCUAUCUCUCCUUCUUUCUCUGUAUCUGUCUAUCUCUGUCGGAUUCAAACAAAAACAAUCACACUCAGGAGCUCCUGCUGUCAUCUAUGAGCACCAUAUCCAUGACAAGUAGUCCCAACUUGCAGUAAAACACGCAUGCAUCACCCGACUCUGAUAAUUGAACAAGGAAUAUUUCCCACAUUUGAAUUCUGACACUGUGUGAGAUCGUGAAAGUGCUGGGGCCAAGUCGGUCUCCCCUGUGACUUGCUCCUCCCAGAGAACAUCGUAUUCGAGUCGGUGAAGUAGCGAUGUUGUAUUUAUUCCAAUUUCCAAAAAUGAGCUGGAAGCAUUGCCUCGACGUGGAAAAGCCCCUGAUUAGCCCCUGGAGAGGUCGAUGACAGGGAGGAGGAAGUCUUCAUGAUGGAACCCCAGCCAAUCACGAUGUACUUCAGUUGCACUGGCAGCGGGAGCAGCAGGAGCCGAUGUGUGGACGGGGAACCAGGAGGAGGACACACAAGGGCAGGAGCUAGAAAGGAAACGGGGGUAGAUUUUUGAAUAAGUCCAAAAUAGGAAAGAAAGCAUGAUAUACGAAACUGUGAACGCAAGAUUAGAUUUGUCUGAGCAAAUCCCCACCUUCAUAACAACAGCCUGGUCCAGUGCCGGACAGGCUCACGACAGAUUGUGUGAAGGGCACCAGGGAGUACACACAGGGUCACACACUAGCAGUGAAUGAUGAUGUAUAAUUCAUGCAGCACGGUGGAAUUGUGAAAUGAUGCAUUUUUUGUAAUGCUGCACUGAGGCCUCUGGAAAAAUAAGAUGUGCCUCAAGAGACGGAGCCUGCUAGAAAGUCUCCAUCACCACAGGCCCUUUGGAGAAUGUUGACGUGGGGAAAAUACGGGUCGACCUUCAAAACGACCGACCUGUGGGAAGCGUCAUCAAGAUGAUUUCAUCCAGCCCCUGCACAGGCACGGCGAGGUCCCUGAACACACCAGAGCCUUAUUUGUCCAGAGACGGGACACAGCAGGUGUCGAGGCUGAAUGCCCGGUGCCUCGGCUCAUCCACCAAAAAGGGAGCCAAAGGAGUCAGAGGAGACCGGGCUGCUGCAGGAUCACGCCGAGAGGGGAGCGGCGUGCGGACUGGGAGCAUCAUAAGAGGAGACAUUUGGGCUGGGAGCAGUUGAGCCGGAGACCUGGAGUGCAGGCAAAAUCUGUGAGGGAGAACAGGCUCUGCUGUAGCAAGCCAACAGCCGGGCCCAGAUUGGCACCAACUUGACAUCAUCAACAUCAUCAUCAUCAUCAUCAUCAUCAACAUGGCAGCAGAGCUCCUCCAGGCCACCGGGGGCAGAAGGGAGCAGAUGGAGCAGCAGAUGAUGCAGGUGUCCUCCUCCUCCUCCUCCUCCUCCUCCUCCUCCUCCAGCUCUUCCACUUUCACCUCGUCUACAGGCUCCAACAAAUUGCGAAAAGUGUCCCAGGGCUUGCCAAGGACCCUGGAAGAGCACUCGGGGGUUCAGCGCAGGGCCUCGGCCCUGGUGGAGUCCUUCAGCCAGGUGCAGAGAACCCCCCAGAUCCCCAAGGGAGAGUCUGUCCCAGAUUUCGAGGAGAAGCUGCGGCCCAUCACUGCCCAAGAGGGCGACGGUGCAGCGUUCAAGGCCAAAGUGACGGGGAAUCCCCGGCCCAGCGUGAGCUGGGAACGAGCCAGCGGGGGCCCGCUGCCCGAGGCAGCGAAGUCUUUCUGUGACAGCAUCAACAGUCAGCACGUGCUCAAGAUCAAAAGCUUGGCCCUGGACGAUGCUGAUGUCUACAAGUGCAUCGCUUCCAACGAGCACGGCGACGCCACUUGCUCCGUAUCCCUCGCAGUUACCGAGAACCCAGCGUUGGAUUUCAAAAAGAUGCUGAAGAAGCGCGUGGGGAAAAGAGAGGAGAGGAAGCCGCCCACAGAGGAGGAGAUGUUGACGAUCCUGGCUGGAGCUGACAGGAAGGACUACGAGAGGAUCUGUGCCGAGCACGGCUUCACCGACUUCAGAGGCAUUCUCAAGAAGCUGAAGGAGAUGAAGAAGAAAGUGGAGGUGGAGAUGGUGCGCGUGUUAAAGCCCCUGGAGGACAUCAGUGCCAAAGUUGGCACCAACGUCGUCUUCGACACCGUCUUGGAACUGAAGGAUCCAAACAUCAGGAUGCAGUGGUUUCUGGGCACGGAGCUGCUGCGGAUCCAGUACUCUCACGAGAAAUACGAGGCGAAGCAGAUGGGAACCAAGCACAUGCUGUGCAUUUCGAGCGUGGGCCUCGGGGACACGGGCACCUACGCUCUGCAGAUCGGACACAAGAGGCUGUCGGCCAGGCUUAACGUCACAGAUGAACCUUUGAAAUUCCUGUCCGACUUCAAGCCGAAGAAAGUGACAGAGCGCCAGACUGCCGUGUUUGAGGUCCGUCUCUCCAAGAGGACAGAUGCGCCGCUCAUCUGGAAGGUGCGGGGAAAGGAAGUAAAAAGGGACGAAAAGUUUGAUGUGACCUUGUCCGACGACGGUCGGACCUACACCCUGAAGAUUAAGGACGUGAAAGUCAGUGACACCGGAGACUACGCCGUCAGCAUCGGAGACCUCACCGCCACCGCGCCACUUUUCAUCGAGCGGAUUCCCAUCCACUUCACCAGCCACUUGAAGAGUGUCAGCGUGCGGGAGAGAGGUAAGGCCCACCUGGUGUGCGAGAUGAGCUCCAAGGACGUGCACGUGCGCUGGCUGAAGGAUGGGCGCGACGUCGCAGCGAGCCGCCGGCACAUCUUCGCGCGCGAGGGCAGGAGGGCAGAGGUCACCGUCGAGGACUGCGAGCUGACGGACGGGGGAGAGUACUCUGUCGUCUGCACUCAGGACAAUGACACGCACGAAUAUGUCACAUCUGCCAAUCUAACCGUGGAUGAGCGCUUUGCCUCCGUGAAGAGUGGCCUGUCAGAUGCUCAGUGUCGGACAGGCUCCCCCGUCGAGCUGAGCCUUGUGCUCGAUGACGAGAAGGUGGACGGAGUGUGGCUGAAGGACGGAGAAGAGGUUUCCGAUCUGAGUGGGGUUCAGGUGGUCAAACAGGGAGCCGUCCACAAGGUGCUCUUCUCUGGUGUGACUCAUGCCCACGAGGGCAAGUACACCUUCAGAGCCAAGGGGGCCGAGAGUGAGGCUGUGCUCACUAUCGCAGACCCCCCAGAGAUUGAUUCUUCCGCGCUGGACUUGUUGGGGGCCCGACCCGUGACUGUGAAGGCGGGACAGACAGCCGCCAUAAAGAUCCCCUUCAGAGGCAAACCGCCGCCCAAGGUCACCUGGUACAGGGACGGGGUUGAAGUGAUGGAGGAUGAGAGGACCAAAGUGGAGAGGACGGCUGACAGCACCUCCCUGGUGCUCAGCAGAUGUGUGCGAGAGGACAGCGGUGCAAUCAUGCUCCGUCUGAAGAGCGACUGUGGCACCGCCGUCGCCAACCUGCAUCUGAACGUGAUUGAUCGCCCAAAGCCGCCUCAGGGGAAAGUGGAGCUCCUCGAGUCGUCAGGACAGUGUGUCAAAAUGAAGUGGAAGGCUCCCCGGGACAACGGCGGUAAGCAGGUGACCAGCUUUGUGAUCGAGCGGCGGGCGGCGGGCAAGAAGUCCUGGACCAGGGCUGGCGAGGUGGACAGCGGCACCACCGUCUUCAGUGAUGACAGAGUGGCGGAGGGCCAGGUGUACCAGUAUCGCAUCCGAGCCGUCAACGCCGAGGGAGUGAGUGAACCUCUGGAGACGGAGGAGGUGCGCGCAGGAGAGCCCGUAGAGCCUCCAGGCACCGCGUCCCAGCCCCAAGUGUCCGACGUGACCAAGAACACCAUGACGGUGAGCUGGGCGCCUCCGGCCCGCGAUGGAGGAGCCCCAGUUCUGGGCUACAACCUGGAGAGGAGGAAGAAAGGCGGCAGCAUGUGGCUGCAGGUCAACAAGGAGCUGCUCACAGAUACAAAUUUCAAGGUGGACGGGCUGGUGGACGAUGUGGAGUAUGAAUUCAGAGUCUCCGGUGUCAACAGGGCCGGAGCAGGAUGCCCAAGCACCAUUUCGAAUGCAGUGCUGGCCAAAGACCCAAUACGUGCCCCCGGCCUGGUGAGGAACCUGUGCGUGACUGACUCCACAAACUCCUCCGUCUCUCUGAGGUGGACACCCCCCGAGCACGGAGACGAACCCUCGGGCUACAUCCUGGAGGUGCGCCCCGCAGACGCCAAAGAGUGGAUGAAAGCGUCCAAGUUCCCCGUCCCGGGUACGGCCUUCACCGUUGGAGGACUUCAGGAGCGGAUGAAGUACCACCUCCGCGUCCGGGCUGUCAACGAGGGAGGGGUGGGGGAGACCGCUGAGCUGUCGGAAGGCGUGUCGGCCAUGCCUCCACCUGUGGCGCCCAGGUUUGACCUCCAGGGAAAGCUGAAGAACCAGAUGGUGGUCCGAGCUGGAAGCACACUUUGCCUCCACCUCAGCUUCACUGCUUCACCUCCUCCGGUGGUAACCUGGUCAAAAGAUGGCGUCCUCACCACAGGAAAGGAAGUCAUUACCAAGAGCCAGGACAACUCCCGGUUCGUCAUCUCCUCCUCUGAGCGAUCGGACUCUGGCGUCUACCGUGCCCACCUGAAGAACGACCACGGGGAGGCUCACUAUGACGUUAGCGUGAGGAUCACAGACUUUCCUCGCCCCCCGAAGAACCUCCGCCUGGAGGAGGAGGUUCCGGGCACGGCGACCCUGCAGUGGGACCACUCCCCAGACCUGUCCGACGACAGAGAGGGAGCCCACUAUGUCAUCCUCAAACGAGACUCCGGCACGGCCUCCUGGUUCACCGUGGCCGAGCGCGUCUUCAGCAGCCGGUACGCGGUCACGGGGCUGCUCCCCGGCAGGAAGUACCACCUCAGGGUCGUUGCGCACAACUCUAUCGGGGCCAGCGAUCCCUUGGACACCAAGGAGCCUCUCAUCAUUGCCAAGGAAAAAGAGUGCAUCAGCAGCCUUCGGUUGAGAGAAUACACCUUGCCGCCGCGUCAGGGGAAGCCUUCUUUCCUGCUGCCGCUCAAGGACCACGCUGUUCGCCGGGGACACGACUGCACCAUGAGCUGUGCCUAUCAGGGCAUGCCGACUCCACGGGCCUGCUGGUACAAAGGCGAAUCCAAGAUCUCUGACUGCCCUCGGUUCUGGCACAGCACGGCCAACGGGGUGUGCACCCUGGUCAUCCCCACCUGCGCAGCCAAAGACGGCGGAGAAUACACACUGGUGCUGGAGAACACUCUGGGGGUGGCCGAGUGCUCCUGCAGCCUGGUGGUCUUUGACAAGGACGACAUGGGUCUGCUGGAGAGUCUGACCAACCAGGCGAACAAGGAGAAGCUGAUUUUGUAGGAAGUCUGCUUGAGCUGCUGCCACGACAGAUUCCCUUUGCUCGCCUGCUGACCUUAAGCUGCAUGCCACCGACAAUACGUUUUGAGGUUUUGGACGUCACACAAUAAAGAUGUUUACUGACUCAAAUUUCAGAUUUUGAUUAAUCAAAUAUAAUUUGCAGUUUUCAACUUGCCUUUACUAAUUACUAAUUGGUUCUGGCAAUACAUCAAGAGACCACAAGAGGUCAGACUCAUUCUCAUCUUUGUGUAGGGCUUUUUGCUCCAAAAGCAGAUUAAUGUUUGGUCUGAUGCUUUGCUUUCUAAAAAGCAAUCUCACUUUAAUCUUUUCUCAGAAUGAGUGUGUCUCCACACACAAUUAAAAAUAAAUAAACCUUUUAAUACACAGUCCACAAUCACACUGCCAAUAUGGCGGUUUGCUGCAAUCUAUGCAAGUAAAUGAAUCUAAAUGUCACUCAUGCCGUCUCGCUUUCCCCAGUUUGUCCUGGUGUUUUCCACUGUGGAAGAAAAAAAAAAAUGCCUCGAGAUGUA